GGCCUGGGGUCUAGGAUGGAGGUGGCGGACCCGCAGCAGCUGGGCAUGUUUACAGAGGGCGAGCUGAUGUCGGUGGGGAUGGACACGUUCAUCCACCGCAUCGACUCCACCGAGGUCAUCUACCAGCCCCGCCGCAAGCGGGCCAAGCUCAUCGGCAAGUACCUGAUGGGGGACCUGCUGGGGGAGGGGUCGUACGGCAAGGUGAAGGAGGUGCUGGACUCGGAGACGCUGUGCCGGAGAGCCGUCAAAAUUCUCAAGAAGAAGAAGUUGCGGAGGAUCCCCAACGGGGAGGCCAACGUAAAGAAGGAAAUCCAGCUGCUGAGGAGGUUACGGCACAAAAACGUCAUCCAGCUGGUGGACGUGCUGUACAACGAGGAGAAGCAGAAGAUGUAUAUGGUGAUGGAGUACUGCGUGUGUGGCAUGCAGGAGAUGCUGGACAGCGUGCCCGAGAAGCGCUUCCCCGUGUGCCAGGCCCACGGGUACUUCUGCCAGCUGGUGGACGGCCUGGAGUACCUGCACAGCCAGGGCAUCGUGCACAAGGACAUCAAGCCCGGCAACCUGCUGCUCACCACGGGUGGCACGCUCAAGAUCUCCGACCUCGGUGUGGCCGAGGCCCUGCACCCAUUUGCCGAGGACGACACGUGCCGGACGAGCCAGGGUUCCCCCGCAUUCCAGCCGCCCGAGAUCGCCAACGGCCUGGACACCUUCUCUGGCUUCAAGGUGGACAUCUGGUCAGCUGGGGUCACGCUCUACAACAUCACGACAGGCCUGUACCCGUUCGAGGGAGACAACAUCUACAAGCUGUUUGAGAACAUCGGGAAGGGAGACUACACCAUCCCGGGGGAUUGCGGCCCCCCACUCUCAGACCUGCUCAAAGGAAUGCUGGAAUACGAGCCGGCCAAGCGGUUUUCCAUACAGCAGAUCCGGCAGCACAGCUGGUUCCGGAAGAAGCACCCACCGGCCGAGGAGCCAGUGCCUAUCCCGCCGAGCGCGGACUGCAAGGACCGGUGGCGCGGCAUGACGGUGGUGCCCUACCUGGAGGACCUGCACGGCUGCGCCGACGCCACAGAUGACGAGCUCUUCGACAUCGAGGACGACAUCAUCUACACUCAGGACUUCACGGUGCCCGGUGGCGAGGAGGCGUCUGAGGCAGGGCUUAGAGAGAGAGGCCCGCAGGAGAGCCAGUGCUCAGACCUUUCUGGAGAGGAAGCUGAGGCCAGGGCCGCCGAGGAGCUCUGGGCAGAGCCCGGGCCCUAGUGUAGCGCUGCUCCACCCACCGCCCCGCGGUGCUGUGCUGUCCCGGGGCUGGUUCUGCAGGCUCCCGCAUAAAGGUCUGCCCCGCUGAGCGUGUGCGGGUCAUGCUUGCUUCCUUCCGGCUCGCCGGCCAGGGCUUAGGCAUUUACCGUAGAAAGAGCCCGUGUGCAGGGUGGCCAGCGGGGCCUCCAGGGAGCAGCCCCAGGGUGGGUCUGUGUGUCCCACUCUCCUGGGGGCACACUCAGGCCUCUGGUGCAGAUGGCUGCAGCCGUUCCCCAUGGGGUCCUGGGGUCAGGUGGGAUGCCCCCGCCCUGGGAACCCUGGCCACGGUCCAGUCCUGAGUCAGGCCUCCUGGAGCCUCCGUCCCCUCCACAGGAUAGAAGCAAGGUGUCCUGCCUCUCAGAGGCACUGGGGCCCUGGGACAGGUGCCUGGGUGUGAGCCUUGCUGGCUGGCCGGCUGUAGAGGCACUGACCACACACUGUCUCUUCAGGCCUGUUCCAGAGGCCUGGGACUGCUUUGCCUGGGUAGGGGAGGGCUUGUUCAAGAGCGGCUCUCUGGGCCCGAGCCAGAUCCCUGGCCUGGGAACGUCCGCCACACGAGAUGUGGGGACGGACGGUCCUGUGCUGAGGUCAGGCAGCUGCUUCUCGCUGACCUGCCCGUGGGCCGGCAGUGGGCCGUAUUGGGGCUCCUCUCGUUCCGGUCCUGUCGUGUGGUCACGGUCAGAGGCUCUCAGCUGCUCCCCUGGGCCCCUGGUCUGUCCCUGGUCCUGCCAUCCACCCUGAGGGCUGGUGCUGGGCCUUGGGCCGGGUGUUGGUUGGUCGGGGCCAGUGGCCCCAGUGCCUUGAGGGCAUGUGGGGCAGAUCCCGUGCCCUCCAGCCGCCCUCUGACCGUGGUCACUGUGCCGGAGGCUGGGCCCCAGGUGAUCUGAGCAGAGUUUCGGUGCUCAGCAUCCCUGCAGCCCCCCUCCCCCAUCAGAGCAGACACCUGACACUGCCCCCACCCCACGCUCUGGGUUCUGACCUGAGACACUUCCCAGUCAUGGGCCGGUGCCUCCCGGCUACGUCCGGAGGCCGAGUCAGGCACGUGACGCCAUUGGCAGACACAGGGCUCCGUGUGUGGAGGAGAUGGGUUUGAGGCAGCUGAGGGGUUUCCUGCUGACGUCCAUGGGAGGGGGGUGCGCCGCGGGCAGCACGGGCUCCCCGCACCCUUCCCUCCCCCAACGCCUCAGCGGGCACACAGUGGGGUGGGCGGCCCCGGGCCAGUGGCCCCGGGACCCGGUGAGGGCUGACAGCCCACACGGUUGGGGCCGGGGCAUGGCAGGCACCUGUGACGGCCUCUCCGUUUGUGCCCGGCGUGGAGAGCCGGGGCGGGCUCUUGUGGGAGAGACGGCGAGUCCGGACACCUGGCCCGAGCCCAGCCCCUCCGAGUCCCACGGGGCCCAGCGAGGUCUGGCCAUCGCACAGGUGAGAGAGCCGAGGCUCGGGCCCCAGGUCCCUGGUGUCCACCGUGUUCCCACCCACCUGAGUGCAGGGCUCCGCUCACACCUGAACAGGCAGGUGAGCAUAGGCCGGGCCCUGCCCCGGCCGACUCGAAGGCCAGCCCCGCCGCUCCCUGGAUUAGGGCCCCAUUGGCAGGACCGGGUGGGACAGGUGGUGGAGGUGCCCUGGGCCCGGGCAGGCGGGGCGCUGGGGG
This is a messenger RNA of Balaenoptera acutorostrata (minke whale), 2947 nucleotides long. It is a transcript of the gene STK11, whose product is annotated as serine/threonine kinase 11. NCBI's taxonomy places the organism in Eukaryota, Metazoa, Chordata, Mammalia, Artiodactyla, Balaenopteridae. The coding region runs from base 16 to 1257 and encodes 413 amino acids. Gene Ontology annotation, molecular function: ATP binding; protein kinase activator activity; protein serine/threonine kinase activity. Gene Ontology annotation, cellular component: nucleus; cytoplasm. Gene Ontology annotation, biological process: intracellular signal transduction; positive regulation of vesicle transport along microtubule; establishment of cell polarity. The transcript is spliced from 9 exons. The record is from RefSeq and is a predicted model, not a curated record.